AAAGAAGAAGAAGAUGAACAAUAACUUUUGUGUUUAAUUUAGGCAGUUGGAGCUUGGAGGGAGAGUUAAUGAGUGGGGGAAAUUUUGUCAAUUCAUGUUAAGUUAAAUUUACAGUCAUUAAUGUAUUACUAACGUUUAAUUAACGGAGUGAUUACUGUAGUUAAUUACUUGAAAGUAGUGGUGUACCGCUAAUAAUUAAAAUUUAAGUAGGUGUAUCAUGUUAAAAGCCCAAACCUAGGGUAUCCAAUGAUAAUUUCCCAACAAAAAAAAAAAAAAACAGAGGGAGUAUAAACUUAAAUUUCCCCAUUUACGACUCCCACAUUUGUAAAUCAAUUGACCAGGUAACCUCUGACCGAUCGAGUAACCUUUAACCAAGUAACCCCUCAUCGACCGAGUAAUCCAUGACUGACCGAGUAACCCUGACUGAUCGAGCAACCUCUGAUCAAGUAACCAUGGCCGACCGGGUAACCCCUGACCGACCGAGUAACCCUUGAAUAACGAACCUCGACCAGACGAUGUGACCAGUCACAUAUGAAAUUUUGUGUUUAUAAAUUGUAUUGUAAUGUUUAUACUUGUAUAAAAAAUAAAAGUUAAAAUUAAAAAUAAUUAAAAUUGUAAUCUUUGUACGGAGUAUUUAUUUUUCUUUUACUACGUUUUUUUUUUUUUUAAUGAAAGUUAUUUUAUCUACAUAAAUGCCACAUAUCUUAGAGAGAGGUUAGGAAUUUCUCCUUUCUCCUCCAUCUCCAAUUCUCAAUCUUCCCUCUCUAUCUUCAAAGUGAAACUUUCAUUUCACUCUCCUCCAAAGAAUAAUAUGCUGCUCACUCCAAAUAUCUCAACAUGGUCUUGUCUUACUGACACUUUCAGAAAUCCUUCAUCCUCUUAUCCUACCUUCUCAUGCAAGUCAAGCCUUCAUGAUAGUUGUAUUGGACGUCUACCCUUUCCAUGGAUGACGGAUAGAUCAGGGAAGAGCUUGAGAUCAGUUGGAGGAUCAGGUAAUGUGCUUUAUCUUAUUGAGGCUAUUAAUCGAGGUCAAAUACUCCAAGUGAGAGCUAUGAAAUUGCAGGCAGGGACAUCCAUGACGGUGUGCUUUCCUUUAAAGCAUGGUGGGUUGCUAGGAGCAAGUACACUAAAUUGUAGAAUUUCAAUUAGCGGACCUGUUGUAAAUUGGAGAAAACACAGAAUGAAACAAGUGGCUUUCCGUGGGAUUAUGAUAAAAAAUUCAGACAGCAUGUUGAUUACAGAUGUGAAACCGAUAAAAGGCAAAUCUAAUAAAGGGGUUUUGGAGGCAUUACAGUCAAUUGAAGACCCAAACAAUGCUUUUGAUUACUUCAAGUCUGUAGCAGGGAUGCCUUAUGUUGUCCAUACAACUGAAACUUGUAAUUACAUGCUUGAAAAGUUGAUGGUGCAUAGAAGAGUAGGGGAUAUGGUUUUUGUGUUCGACUUGAUGCAGAAGCAAAUAAUUAACAGGAACUCAACCACUUACUUGACAAUUUUUAAGGUGCUCAAUGUAAGGGGUGGAAUGAGGCAAGCUCCCUUUGCCCUUGAGCGGAUGGAAUCUGCUGGGUUUAUCUUGAAUGCUUAUUCGUACAAUGGAUUGAUUCAUUUGCUUCUUCAGUCAGGAUAUUGUAGAGAGGCUUUGGAGGUGUACAGAAAAAUGAUUAAAGGAGGAAAUAAGCCUAGUUUGAAGGCAUAUUCUGCACUCAUGGUUGCAGUAGGUAAACGAAGGGAUACUGAAACUGUAAUGGGACUGUUGAAAGAAAUGGAAAGUUUGGGAUUAAGGCCUAAUGUUUACACCUUCACUAUAUGCAUUAGAGUUCUUGGGAGGGCAGGAAAAAUCAAUGAGGCGUUUAGAAUCUUGAAAAGAAUGGAUGAUGAAGGGUGUGGGGCUGAUGUUGUUACGUAUACGGUUCUCAUUGAUUCACUUUGUGUUGCUGGAAAACUGGAUGAGGCAAAGAAUCUGUUCCUAAAGAUGAAAGAUAGCUGUCACAAACCUGAUCGAGUAACUUACAUCACCCUCAUGGAUAAAUUCAGUGAUUGUGGAGACUUGGAUAGUAUCCAUGAACUUUGGAGUCAGAUGGAAACUGAUGGUUAUCAUGCUGAUGUUGUUACCUUUACCAUUCUCUUGAAUACUUUAUUCAAAGCUGGAAAAAUUGAUGAGGCAUUCACUCAAUUAAGUAUCAUGAGGGAACAUGGCAUUACACCAAACCUUCAUACCUACAACACUUUGAUUGGUGGCCUUUUAAAAGCAAAUAGGCUGGACGAAGCUCUAGGUCUGUUUGAAAGCUUGGAAUCUCUUGGUGUUGAACCAACUGCCUUCACCUACAUUUUGUUUAUAGAUUAUUUUGGGAAAUCAGGAGCGACAAACAGAGCUCUGGAGACAUUUGAGAGUAUGAAAAGUAGGGGAAUUGUUCCGAAUAUUGUUGCUUGUAAUGCUUACUUGUAUAGUCUUGCUGAGGCUGGGAUGCUGAAGGAGGCAAAUGAUGUUUUUAAUGGACUUCAAAGAAGUGGAAUUGCUCCAGAUUCUAUUACAUACAACAUGAUGAUGAAGUGCUACAGUAAGGUAGGGAGAGUGGAUGAUGCAGUCAAGUUGCUCACUGAGAUGGUAGAAAAUGGCUGUGAUCCCGAUGUGGCUGUCAUCAACUCACUGAUUGACAUGCUUUACAAGGCUGAUCAAGUGGAUGAAGCAUGGGAUAUGUAUCAAAGAUUGAAGCAGAUGAAGCUUACUCCAACAGUAGUGACCUACAACACGCUAUUAUCUGGCUUGAGGAAGGAAGGCAGAGUACAAGAGGCUAUUAUUUUAUUCUCAGCCAUGAUAAAAAUUGGUUGUCAUCCAAACACCGUUACUUUUAACACACUCUUAGACUGCCUUUGCAAAAAUGACGAGGUUGAUAUGGCUGUGAAGAUGUUUUUUGAAAUGAGACACAUGCAUUGCAUUCCAGAUGUGUUUACUUAUAAUACUCUCAUUUAUGGUUUAACUACAGACAACCGAGUAUAUGAUGCGUUUUUGUUGUUCCACCAUAUGGGGAAGUCACUAUAUGCUGACUGUGUCACACUGUGCACUCUUAUUCCUAGUUUAGUGAAGAACUCAAUGGCUGAGGAUGCUUUGACUAUUAUCAGGAUCUUUUUGUUACAUGGUCAGCAUCGUGCAGAUCGGUCAUUUUGGGAGGAUCUUAUCAGUGGGGUUCUUGUUCAAACAAAUAUUGACAAAGCUAUGGUGCUUGCUGAGAGCUUGAUAUUUUCUGAGCUUUGCCAAGAUGACUCAAUUUUAGUGCCACUCUUUAAGGUUUUGUCCAAACAUAGAAGGGGACUUGAGGCACAUGACUUCUUUUUAUGGGCUAGAAGCCGCGGAAUUGAAGCUACGUUGGAAUUGUAUUAUGUAUUAAUCGAAGGGCUUUUGGAUUUAAGUCUUCUUGAACUGGCCUGGGAUCUCUUUGAGGAAAUGAAAAAAAUUGGUUGUGUCCCAGAUGUGUCCACAUACAAUUUGCUGCUCGAUGCUUUUAGUAAAUCUGGGGAUGUUGAUAGGCUUCUUAGUCUUUAUGAAGAAAUGCAGAAUCGUGGGUGUACUCCGAAUACAAUAACUCAAAAUAUCAUUAUCUCCGGCCUUGUGAAAUCUAACAGCAUAGACAAGGCUGUUGAUAUGUUUUAUAAUCUUGUUAGCAGAGAUUUUUCACCCACUCCUUGUACGUAUGGACCUUUGAUAGAUGGAUUGGCAAAGUCAGGAAGACUGGAAGAAGCAAAAAGUUUCUUUGAGGAAAUGAUCGAUUAUGGAUGUGAACCAAACUGUGCUAUUUAUAAUAUCCUAAUAAAUGGCUUUGGCAAAUCCGGCGAUAUGGAUACUGCUUGCACUUUGUUUAGGAGGAUGGUUCAAGAAGGAAUCCGACCGGAUGUUAAAUCUUAUUCAAUUCUUAUUGACUGCCUAUUGAUGUUAGGGAAAGUGGAUGAUGCAUGGGACUAUUUUCAGGAAUUAAAACUGCAGGGCCUUGAUCCCGAUUUAGUGUGUUAUAACUUUAUGAUCAAUGGUCUUGGGAGAUCUGGGCGAAUUAGAGAUGCUCUCUCUGUUUUUGAUGAGUUGCAGACAAGGAAGAUUUCUCCUGACUUGUACACCUACAAUUCCUUGAUACUACAUCUGGGAAUUGCAGGAAUGAUGGAAGAAGCAGGAAAGCUCUAUGAUGAGCUUUUGCUAAAGGGAUUAAAGCCUAAUGUGUUCACAUAUAAUGCUCUCAUUCGAGGGUAUGGCAUAUCCGGAGAUCCUGACCGUGCAUAUGCCAUCUAUCAGAGGAUGAUGAGCGGUGGCUGCAGCCCCAACUUGGGAACCUUUGCACAGCUUCCUAACCAGUUUUGAUUCUAUGGUCAUUAAAAAUUUUCUGACCUGUGAAGUUACAUUCAGGCCUUCUGUACAGUAUAGCAUGGGAAGGUUCACUUACAUUAUACAAGUAUCUUGUUUAAAAAUAGUCUGUGCAUUGCUACUGUACUCUGUUGUAGACGUGGAUUCUGGUAUUGAUGUAUAUUCCACCACUGUAUAUAUAAAAAUAUGCUUAAUAUCUAUCAGCAUUUUUUUUUAAAGACAGGCUAUAAAAAUUUACU
Messenger RNA from Chenopodium quinoa (quinoa), 4584 nucleotides. Its product is annotated as pentatricopeptide repeat-containing protein At4g31850, chloroplastic-like. The record is from RefSeq and is a predicted model, not a curated record. The transcript is spliced from 3 exons. Gene Ontology annotation, molecular function: protein binding. The coding region runs from base 812 to 4342 and encodes 1176 amino acids. NCBI's taxonomy places the organism in Eukaryota, Viridiplantae, Streptophyta, Magnoliopsida, Caryophyllales, Amaranthaceae.